This is a messenger RNA of Zygosaccharomyces rouxii, 1068 nucleotides long. It is a transcript of the gene AIM23, whose product is annotated as Aim23p. The coding region runs from base 1 to 1068 and encodes 355 amino acids. The transcript has a single exon. Lineage: Eukaryota; Fungi; Ascomycota; Saccharomycetes; Saccharomycetales; Saccharomycetaceae. The record is from RefSeq and is a predicted model, not a curated record.
AUGUUAAGAUUACAACUGGGUAAAAGGAUUGUUCGUAAUGCUUUCUCCGUUGUGGUAAUUAGAGGAUUUUGUUCUAGUGGACCAUGUCGAAAAGAUUGGAUGGCUAACAAUGAUAUUCUUCUUAAUGCUACAGCUGCUAUGAAACGUAAUAAGGAGAAAGUUCAAAGAGGGAGUCUAGAUAGUGCUCAUACUAAUGGAAGCUUUCGUCAAGUCAACAUGAACCAAAGAUCGAAUCACAAUAAGAAACCUUUAAAAAAACCAAGAAGUAUCGUUAUUAAGUGGUCAACUGGGUCUGAUAGAGCUAAGGAAGCUGCUAAUUCCACUGUAUCCAGUAUUUUUAAGAUGAACUUCGAAGGAACUGUCCAAAGGAUAAAUUCUGAGACAAAUAAAGUGGAAGAAACUAAUAUUCGAGAAUUUGUCAAAGGUAUUAAUUUAGAUGAAGUGGGCUUGAGCAUUGUUGAUGUGAGUCAAAUUAAUGAAAAUACAAGUAUUCCACUUGUCAAAUUGGUGGAGGCUAGGGUAGCCCUUAAGAGGUACUCUGAUGAAAUGGCAAAACAGAAGGAGAAGGAACUUAUUGAGAUGGGAGUUAUAAAAAAGUCGACGAAAUCCUCAGAACCUGAUAAAGUUGAGUCCACGGUGAAAAGGCUCAAGAUUUCUUGGGAAAUUAAACCAGAUGAUUUGUGCAAGCAAAAGGCUCAUGAAAUUGUGACUCAGCUAAAGAAGGGGUUUAAAGUUUUUGUCUAUAUCGACAGCAAGAAUUCAAGUGGAUCUAGGAACUGGUUAGAUUGUUUUGAGAAUUCCAUACCGCAAGAAAUUAAAUUAUCUAAAAGAGAACAUGAACAGAGAAGUUUUGUUGUGGAUAAAAUCAGUGAAAUAGUCGAGGAGUAUUCAAUUCAGCCAAACUUGGACGGUACUCUGGGAGAUAAAAUGAUAAUAAAAUUGGCUCCAAAAACUCUAACUGGUGAAAAGAUGGAUAAAAAGACACUUAAAGAACAUAAGAAGAAAGAACGGCAAGAAAAAUUGCAAAAGAGAAUUGAGAAGAAAAAUCAAAGGGGGACUGGUCUGUGA